This is a messenger RNA of Armigeres subalbatus, 1732 nucleotides long. Its product is annotated as UDP-glycosyltransferase UGT5-like. Gene Ontology annotation, molecular function: UDP-glycosyltransferase activity. NCBI's taxonomy places the organism in Eukaryota, Metazoa, Arthropoda, Insecta, Diptera, Culicidae. The record is from RefSeq and is a predicted model, not a curated record. The transcript is spliced from 2 exons. The coding region runs from base 48 to 1616 and encodes 522 amino acids.
AUUCACGGAAGAAACGUGUUUCAAUCAGUUCACCUCCUUCAAUCACCAUGAUCGCACGUUUGGCAGCAGUUCUCCUACUUUUGGUGUCUACCUCCGAAGGGGCCAGGAUACUUGGCGUGCUACCCAUGGUAGCAACAUCUCACUUCAACAUCGGCGCUGGGAUCAUGAAAACUUUGGCCAACGCUGGGCACGAUGUCACCGUCGUCAGUCCGUAUACGCUGAAAAACCCACCGAAGAACUACCGGGAAAUAUUAUUGACCGGAUUGGUGGAAGAAGCUCAGAAAAGCUUCGAUACGAACCUGUUCAAUUAUAAAAGCUCAGGCGGGAUCAUUGCACCACUGUUCAUGUUAUACGUGAUGUACGACGCAAUCGGUAUGUCGGUUUGCAAGAAUUUGCUCGAACAUCCCAAUGUGGUUAAGUUGCUCAACUCGGAUGAGAAGUUUGAUGUUGUUUUUGUUGAAUCGUUCAUCACUGAAUCACUGUACGGGUUUGCUCAGCAUUUCGAUGCCCCAUUGAUAACUUACUCUACGUUCGGUAGCUGCAUGUGGACCAACGAUCUGGUGGGAGCUCCAGCACCACCUUCACACGUUACCCACUUCAUGUUAGGCUACUCGGAUAAUAUGACUUUCUGGCAGCGAUUCCACAAUACGGCAAUGACAAUCAUCGACAGAUUGUACUACGAGUUGCGUUUUCUGCCCACUCAAAAGCGGCUGUACAAUGCAAGAUUUCCGAAUGCAAGGUUAACCUUCGAGCAACAGAUCCAGAACGUUUCCUUGGUGUUCUUGAAUCAACAUUUCAGUUUGAGCAGCCCAAGACCUUAUCCACCAAAUGUGAUUGAAGCAGGAGGAAUCCAGGUUGAGGAGGCAAAACCUUUACCAGAGGACCUACAAAGGUAUCUGGACGAGGCUAAAGAAGGUGUGAUCUACUUCUGCAUGGGAUCAAAUCUUAAAUCAAUUCACUUCCCGGAAGAGAAGCGGAAUGCCUUUCUGAAAGUUUUCUCCAAACUCAAACAGCGUGUGUUAUGGAAGUUCGAAGAUGAAACCAUGACGAAUAAGUCGUCCAAUUUGAAGGUCAAAGCAUGGAUGCCACAAAAUGACAUUCUUGCACACCCCAAUGUGAAACUGUUUAUUACUCAUGGCGGUCUUCUUGGUACGACGGAGGCACUUUACCAUGGAAAGCCUAUGGUAGGAAUUCCGAUCUUCGGUGAUCAACCGAUGAACGUUGAUAAAGCCGUUCGUUCUGGAUAUGCUGUCAUGCUUGAUUACAAUUAUAUUACUGAGGAAAGCGUAGAAAAGGCAAUCAAAACGGUGUUGAACGAUCCCUCGUACACAAAGAAUGCCAAGUUGGUGUCCGAACGAUUCCGCGAUAAGCCGUUGACUCCGAAAGAGACGGCCGUGUUUUGGACCGAAUAUGUGGUACGACAUCGUGGAGCUCCGCAUCUCCGAUCGGCGGCAACCGAUCUCUCGCUGCUCCAGUACCAGCUACUGGAUGUAUACGCUAUGAUGCUUGCUAUUUUAUUGGCAGUUGUUGCUGUCAACAUUUAUGUAGUGAAAAGGUUCUUGCAAAAGAUAUUUAAACACAAGACUCCGGUGGAUAAGAGAAAGAAACGAUCGUAGAGUUACUUUGUAAAAAUCACAGUAUUUAAUUAUUUUUUUCUAGGACUGACAAGAAUAGGAGGAUAAGAAUAAUUACAUAGUUUAGUCAUAUUUUUUGUGAUAGGAGGCAUCUAAAG